This is a messenger RNA of Sabethes cyaneus, 5748 nucleotides long. RefSeq lists its product as uncharacterized. Gene Ontology annotation, molecular function: nucleic acid binding. The coding region runs from base 1 to 5748 and encodes 1915 amino acids. Gene Ontology annotation, biological process: DNA integration. NCBI's taxonomy places the organism in Eukaryota, Metazoa, Arthropoda, Insecta, Diptera, Culicidae. The transcript has a single exon. The record is from RefSeq and is a predicted model, not a curated record.
AUGGAAGGACUUCACGAAAAGAGCGAUUCAAAAUGUCGUCGGUGUAGUAAGCCAGAAACAAGGAAGAACAAAUUACUUGCCUGUGAAACAUGCGAAAGGUACGAACAUCCCAAAUGCGCUGGUGUUGAUAAGCAUGCGGAAAGCCUCCCGUUUAUUUGCGAGGAAUGUAAUCCGGAGCAGCAGUCUGGAAAAGUGCUCUUGCAGCAACCAAAAUUAGACGAACUGUCGAAGGUUGGUUCAAAAAGUGUGCACUCUAAACGAAGCAAAAAAGCGGCUGUACCUCCAUCUGGAAGUGUUACUUCGAGUGCUCGUAGGGCCCUACUGGAAGCAGAGCUCGAAAUUGUAGAGGAAGAAAGACAGCUAAAGGAACAAGUCGCGAGAGAAAAGGAAGCGCUCCGCGAAAAGGAAAUGGGAGAAAAACAAAGGCAGAUUGAAGAAAAAAAGCGUUUGAUAGAGGAAGAAAAUCGUUUACGUGAGCUAAAAUUAGAGGAAGAUAAAAAGUACCAAGCACAGCAAGAGUUAAUUCGCCACCAAUCUCUGGAGCAGAAAAAGAAGCUGCUCAGACAAAUUGCGGAGAGCAGUAAAGGUAGCAGCAAAGGUGUACCGAGUAUCCAAUCUCGCGAGAAAGUGGAAGACUGGUUGAAAAAUCAGCAGGAAAAGCCCGAAGGAAAUUCGAUACAGAACGGAGACGAAAUCCCGAGUCGUCAGCCAAUUGAACCAUCCGAGCACCCGCGCACUGAUCGGCCUUCCCGAAUCUGUGCCGAACCAAGCUGCUCACGAGAUAUAACCCAAAAAAUGAACACAAAUUUAUCGGCGAACAAUGUUAAAUCCAGAGAAGAGUUCAUUCCACUCGGCAUGCAGCAGAUAGCAGCCCGACAAGCCAUGGGGAAAGAGUUGCCAAUUUUUAGCGGUAGCGCAGAAGACUGGCCGCUUUUCAUCACUAAUUUCGAAGAAACAACCAUCACUUGCGGAUACACUAAUGCCGAAAACCUGAUUCGGCUACAACGGUGCCUGAGAGGGCAGGCCUUCGAAUCUGUACGAAGCCGUCUGUUGCUCCCGUCUUGUGUGCCAAAUGUGAUAAGUACCUUACGAACACUCUAUGGCCGUCCUGAGCUACUAAUUCGCACUCUUUUGAGAAAAAUCAGAGAGAUUCCCGAUCCAAAUCAUAAGAAUCUUAACACGAUCAUGAAGUUUGGACUAGCCGUUCAAAAUCUAGUUGAUCAUUUGAUAGCGGCCAAGCAGGAGAACCAUCUCUCCAAUCCUAUGUUAAUGCAGGAAUUGGUUGAAAAAUUACCAGGUUCCCUCCAGCUAGAUUGGGCCAUGCAUAAGUGCCAGUUCGACGAUCCCACGCUGCGAACUUUCGGAGAUUUUAUGUCUAAAUUAGUAAUGGCUACUAGCGAAGUAACUUUUGAUAUCCCAGCUUGUAGUACUACGCAUAAGAGUGGCCAACAGAGGCAAAAAGAAAGAGCAAGCAUUCAAACACAUUCCACUGACUCUACCACUCCUAGGCAUCCGGCUGAUACGUUUCGUCCUAUGAAACAAAUGAAACCUUGUGCUGUGUGUGAUCGUGAGGGUCAUCGUGUCGCUGAUUGUAACAAAUUCCGUAAUAUGAAUGUAGAUGAGCGGUGGAAGCUGGUACAGAAAAAAGGUCUGUGUCGAACCUGCUUGAACAGUCACGGAAAAUGGCCUUGUAAGUCAUGGCAAGCAUGCGGAAAGGAAGACUGCAGAUUAAAGCAUCACGGUCUGCUCCACCAAACAACUUCUACUUCCCACUCAGUUAAUGUAGCUUCAAGCUUUCCGUAUAAUUCAGAAAGCAACUAUCCUAUGUUUCGCAUGUUGCCUGUAGUUUUACACGACAACAACCGUUGUCAAUCAAUCUUUGCUUUCAUUGAUGAAGGCUCUUCCCUUACACUUUUAGAAGAGGAAGUUGCAUCUCAACUCGGUUCAAGCGGCCAUGCAGAACCUUUGACGCUUCGCUGGACAGGUGAUGUUACACGAGAGGAAACGGCGUCCCAAAAGAUACAAUUGAAAAUUGCCGGCACAGGGUGUUCGAAUAAACAUAAUCUGGUCAAUGUUCGCACAGUUAGAAGUUUACAUCUACCCGCACAAUCAUUGCGGUACCGAGAGUUAGCUGAAAGAUUCCCUCAUCUACGGGGUCUGCCCUUAUCGGAUUACGAUCUGGUUCGACCUAAAUUACUGAUCGGAUUGGACAACCUACGAUUGAUGGUCCCACUUAAAAUUCGGCAGGGUAAACCGGGUGCACCGAUAGCAGCAAAAUGUCGACUUGGUUGGGGUGUUUACGGUUGCGUACCAAGCGGAUCUAAUUCAACGUCGUUCAUAAAUGUUCAUGUGCCCCAAUUCUCGGAUCCCGAUCGACAACUAAAUGAGCAAUUACGCGAGUUCUUUACACUUGAGAGUAUGGGGGUUAGUCAUUCCAUGCAAAAACUCGAGUCGGAAGACGACAAGCGAGCAAAUAAACUGUUGCAGGAAACCACACGACGAUUGCCGAUUGGGUUCGAGACAGGCCUGUUGUGGAAAACAGGAGCACCCAAUUUUCCAAACAGCUUUCCAAUGGCCAUGCGGCGUUUGCAGAGCUUGGAGAGAAAGCUAAAUAAGGACCCUUUACUGAAAGCGCGGGUUUGUGAGCAAAUAGCAGAAUAUGAGCAAAAGGGCUACGCGCAUAAAGCGAGCGAAGCAGAAUUGAAAUUUAGUGAAUCACAUCGAGUGUGGUAUUUGCCUUUGGGUGUCGUGGUGAACCCAAAAAAGCCAAACAAGCUGCGCCUUAUAUGGGACGCCGCUGCAAAAGCGAAUGGGGUUUCCCUGAAUUCACAACUACUGAAGGGGCCAGACUUAUUGACUCCCCUCCCAACGGUGUUAACCCAGUUUCGUCAGUUUCCGGUGGCCGUGUGUGGAGACAUCAAGGAGAUGUUCCACCAGAUUAAAAUUCGGGAACAUGAUCGCCAAUCUCAGCGUUUUCUUUGGCGCGACGAUCCAUCUAAGCGCCCACAAAUAUAUGUGAUGGAUGUGGCCACCUUCGGGUCAACUUGCUCCCCAGUUUCGGCGCAAUACGUAAAAAAUAUAAACGCCGCUGAACUGGCUGAUCGAUUUCCUCGUGCUGCAAUUGCGAUACAAACGAGGCAUUACGUGGAUGACUAUUUAGAUAGUUUUCAUACUAUCGACGAAGCUGUACAAGUGGUCGAAGAGGUCAAAACAGUACAUGCCAAAGGCGGCUUUCAAAUUCGUAAUUUCCUGUCAAAUUCUUGGAAAGUACUGCGAGAACUGUCAGAAGUUACCGAAGGAGAUUGUAAACAUCUACAACUGCAACGGGGAGAUACGACAGAAUCGGUUCUUGGAAUGCGUUGGUUGCCAAAAGAAGAUGUAUUCACCUUUACCUUUACGUUACGAGACGACCUCCAGCCGAUCCUCUCCCCCGAUCGUGUUCCUUCCAAACGCGAAGUGUUGAGAGUGCUGAUGAGCCUGUUCGAUCCUUUGGGAUUUAUUUGUUUCUUUCUAGUGCAUGGAAAGGUGCUCAUGCAGGAUAUCUGGGCCUCCGGCUGCGGCUGGGAUGACCGGAUAAACCAAGAUCUGUGCUAUCGUUGGCAACAAUGGACGAUGCUCUUUCCUCAACUCGACACGUUGCACAUUCCACGCUGCUAUUUCAAAUCGCCGUUUUCCAAAAAUAUGCAAAAUCUACAGGUGCAUGUUUUCGUAGACGCUAGCGAGGUGGCGUAUGCAUGCGUCGCUUACUUCCGUUUAGUAACAGAGAGUGGUGUCCAAGUAGCAUUAAUUGGCGCGAAGUCGAAAGUAGCUCCAUUAAAAAGCCUUUCUAUUCCAAGGCUGGAACUGAAAGCAGCGGUGCUAGGCGUUCGCUACCUGGAGUCCAUUCAGAACUACCAUACGUAUGCAAUCCAGAAAAGAUACCUGUGGAGUGAUUCAAGCACCGUGUUAGCCUGGAUCUCAUCUGACCAUCGCCGAUAUAACAAGUUUGUUGCCCUACGCAUAGGAGAAAUACUAUCGCUAACCGAUCAAACAGAAUGGCAAUGGGUGCCAUCCAAAUUGAACGCUGCAGAUGAAGCCACGAAGUGGAAACGUGGGCCAAAUCUUCAGUCGCAGAGCGCAUGGUUUACGGGACCCAGGUUUUUACUCGAAUCCGAAGAAAAUUGGCCAAAACAGCAAAAAUCAUUCACAACACACGAAGAAAUCCGAUCCGUAAACUGCCAUAGUGUUUUCAAACCAUUCAUAGAUGUCGCCCGAUUCAGCAAAUGGGAUCGUCUUCAUCGUGCAGUGGCAUUUGCAAUCCGGUUCGUGAACAACUUACGUCGUAAGCAAAAUAAGCAACAUCUCGAGCUGGGAAUACUCACCACCGAAGAACUAAAACACGCAGAGGAAAUCCUUUGGAAAUCGGCCCAAGAAGACUUUUUCUCAGAAGAAAUCGCCCUGCUCAAGAAAACUCAAGGAGAGCCCGACGCCAAACAUCCAAUUGUCAAGAAAUCCAGUGUCAUAUACAAGGCAUGGCCGUUUAUCGACAGCUGCGGAGUUCUCCGAAUGCGCAGCCGAGGCGGUGCAGCUACAUUUGCACCGUUCGAAGCUAAGUACCCCGUAAUCCUGCCCAGACAACAUUUGACUACCUUUUUACUUGCAGACUGGUAUCAUCGCCGCUUCCGCCACGCCAAUAGGGAAACGAUCGUAAAUGAAAUGCGUCAAAAAUUCGAGAUCGCAAGACUACGAGCGCUGAUUUUCAAGGUGGCAAAGAACUGCGUUUGGUGUCGUCUUGUAAAUGCAAAGCCACAAACUCCUGCCAUGGCACCACUUCCGGAAUUUCGAGUUACACCUUACGUAAAGCCUUUCACAUAUGUAGGGCUUGACUAUUUCGGACCGGUCCUAGUGCGUGCGGGUAGAAAUCAGGUGAAACGAUGGGUGGCCUUAUUUACCUGUCUCACAAUAAGGGCCGUACACUUAGAAAUUGUACACAGCUUAACCACGGAAUCAUGCAUCAUGGCUGUUCGACGAUUUGUCGCGCGACGUGGUGCGCCAGCUGAGUUCCAUACAGAUAACGCAACUUGCUUUCAAGGUGCUAGUAGGGAGCUCCAAAACGAAAUCAAAUUAUUAAACAAUUCACUCGCAUUGACCUUCACCAGUGCUCGCACCCGCUGGAAAUUUAUUCCACCCGCCACUCCCCACAUGGGUGGGGCGUGGGAGAGGCUUGUUAGAUCGGUAAAGGUGGCUAUUGGAUCAAUUCUUGAUGCCCCGCGUAAACCAGACGAUGAAACCCUCGAAACGAUUAUUAUAGAAGCCGAAGCAAUGAUUAACUGUCGUCCGCUCACAUAUAUUCCUCUAGAGUCAGCAGAUCAGGAAGCCCUUACGCCUAACCACUUUUUGCUAGGCAGCUCUAGUGGUGCAAAAAUAGGACCGACCGCACCCGUAAGUGGUAUUGCUUGUCUUCGAAAUAACUGGAAGCUUGCGCAGUUCAUCACAGAGGAGUUUUGGGGAAGAUGGAUAAAAGAGUAUUUACCAUUCAUUACCCGGAGAAGUAAAUGGUUCGAGAACCCACAGGACAUAAAGGUUGGCGACCUGGUGUUGGUAGUUGGCGGAGCGGUGAGGAACCAGUGGAUUCGUGGCAGAGUAACAGAGGUGUUCAAGGGACGAGAUGGCAGAGUACGUCAGGCGCUUGUGCAGACCUCCUGUGGAAGUAUAAUGAGGAGACCAGCAGUGCAGAUUGCCGUAUUAGAUGUCGCGGAAAGCGGUUAA